This is a messenger RNA of Penaeus chinensis, 1654 nucleotides long. RefSeq lists its product as uncharacterized. NCBI's taxonomy places the organism in Eukaryota, Metazoa, Arthropoda, Malacostraca, Decapoda, Penaeidae. The record is from RefSeq and is a predicted model, not a curated record. The coding region runs from base 90 to 1448 and encodes 452 amino acids. Gene Ontology annotation, molecular function: serine-type endopeptidase activity. Gene Ontology annotation, biological process: proteolysis. The transcript is spliced from 11 exons.
GGAAGGCAAGAUGCCGCAGGUAAAGCCCGUGAACCAGUAGUCCUUCAAGGUGCUGGAGAGUAUAAACUCAUUCGCAGGCUGCUCUGAACAUGGGCGUGCUGAGGAAGUCUCUGUUCCUGCUACUUGCCUUACACAAUGCUGUGUACGUGCGUAGCCAGUCAGAUGUUCAGACAUUUCUCAACGCCUUUUGUACAGCGAAUCGAAAUAAUACUGGCUGUUCUAGCAAGCCCCUCGUGACAGAGGGAGGAUCCAUCCCCGGGGUGGGCCAAGGCAGCAAUGUGGCGUGCCUGCCGGGGACGAAAAGGUGCACGCAACUGCCGAAUCUGUGUGUGCCUUCAGACAUCCCCUGCAGUGCCAUAGGAUCCGACAGGUCUUGCGAGCGGCCGAAAGCGAUCAACACGGAGCAGCGCGUCCUCGUGUGUGGCGACGGAAGCAGACCGGGCACCGUCUGUGGCACCCCAAGCACAUUACCCCUACUGACUGUGCUGAUCGUGCAGUGUUUCGCGGAUUAUGAUAUCAAAGUCCAGAAAUUAGGCGGAGAACGCCAGCUCCAGUCGCUCGGAGUGAUGGGAAAACCAGGCAGCAACAAGGGGGCUGGAAUUUACAUGUGCGACACAACCCUGUCCUGGAGACCUUUGUCAGGGUCGCCUCCUCUUAACGCCCUCCAGCCGUCCUGUUUGAACGCAGGAUGUGGCUACGUCCCCGAGCCUAUCCCAGACAUAGCUGUGGACCGCCGUUGGUCGUGGGUGCGGCUCCUGUACCGCAACGACCAACCCGCAUGCAGCCUCACCCUCGUCGCCAACCACGCAGCAAUCACCGCCGCACACUGCGUGACUAAGAACCCAGCUUCACGUGAAAUCCCUAACAUAGACGAAUUCAGUAUUGAAAUGCCAACAAACACAGUCAAGCCGAAAAACAUAUUCAUCCACCCGCAAUACGACCCGAAUUCCCGCUACGCCCACGACCUCGCAGUUAUUACUUUCAGUCCUCACUCUGACAACAUUCUGCCGACGGUGUGCAUCGCGGACGAAGCGGUCAUACCCUCCAGGGACAGGGAGCAAGUGAUUUUCGUGCUCGCUGAGAAUCGGCAGACACCCGAGUGGUACACCCGCCCCUCAAAAUGGAGUACGAACUGCCUGGGACUCUCCCCGUCGAACACCUUCUGUCGAGACCAGCUGGAUUUGAAGGAGAGUCAGUUCUGCGCGCAGUAUGAGGCAAUCGACAUCACCAGCGGUUCAUCGGGAGGACCUUACCUGGCGGAUAUCGGCACAGGAGUGGACGAGGUUUGGGUGAUGAUGGGCGUGCUUUCCACCGUCAACACAGUCUCCUCUUGUUCCCAGGAGCACCUCGUCUACAGCAACGUCGUGGAUGACGCGCAGUGGCUGAAGGAGUGCGUCUUUUACGACCGUUGCAAAACCCUCUUCUCAACUGUCGGUCAGGGUAGAUGAAUUCGGGGGCGCUUUUUCUCUACCUGUGCUGUAAUGUGCUGGCCGUUGUCUGAAUCGAAGCUUUGAUAUACAUGCGAAUGUACACACGUAAACACACAUAAGAGUAAAGUAUUUAGGCUUAAGUAUUAGUAGCAACGCCUAUACACAGAACGUAUGAAGAAGCAAUGCAUAUUUACCAUUUUAUCAAUAAAAUGAAUACUGUUGAA